AUUCUCGUCGAUGGCUACACUAGUUUAGAUAGGAAUAUCAAUUCGUUAAUAUCUACUGGUCCGAGCCCGUGACACUAGCGCCACAAAACAAGCUGGAGUUCUUUUCUACUAAGGACUGGGAGCCACAUUGGCAUGUAUGAUACAGAAAGAGCCUUGAGGAGUAUCUUAUUCCCUAUCAGCAGCGCUAUUCAGAGACACAGUCCAUAUCAAAUGCCCGAUCUUCAACAAGGGGGAUCUCUGAUGUUGAUAUUCUUGUGACAUCAGCUGCAUCUCUACGACCGCAAAAAACCACUCAUGAUGAGCUUUCACGGUAUCUGGGAAGUAUGAACCUGCGGAUCUACUGGAAGGAUCAUCUGCAUGAAUAUCCCAUCCUUGCAAGCCUAGCACGAGAUGUUCUCACAAUACCCGCUAGCAGUUCUGGUGUUGAGCGGUUAUUCAACUCUGCUUGUGAUAUCUGUCACUAUCGCCAAGGCUCACUGAAAUCCAAAACAAUCAAGGAGCUUAUGUUGUUUAUGUGUACAACCAAGUUCAACAUGGAAUCAGAACAGCUUUGUCCCAUAGAUGAGUAUCUCACUACUCAAGAGACACAAGCAGCAAUAGAGGAAAAGGAUGCUUGGAAAGCAGAGAAUGAGUUUAAUCCAAUCAGUGAUGAUGAGGAUGAACCUUCAGUGGCCACAUCUCAAAUCGUCCAACUGGUUAGUGAACAUGUGCUUGGGAAAAGA
Molecule: messenger RNA, 722 nt
Organism: Aspergillus glaucus CBS 516.65
Lineage: Eukaryota; Fungi; Ascomycota; Eurotiomycetes; Eurotiales; Aspergillaceae
Exons: 2
Molecular function (GO): protein dimerization activity
Source: RefSeq, a predicted model, not a curated record